CUUUAUAGUACCUUUAAAGUAAUAAAACAUGUCUCAUUUUAUAUCACAUGAUUUAUGUGUAGAAUUAAAAGGAUUUAUUAGGCACAAAAUAAAAAUAAUUAGUCUGGUUAAUUUUCUUCUCCCUGCCCACUUGAGGGCAGCAAUGUACUAGUCCCCACAUUGAUUCAUUCACUUGUAAGCCCACUGCUCUCUGCUAUCACCCUCCCCAUUCUAGAUCAGUAAUAAUUACUUUACAGACAACCCCAGGAGGAGCCAGCUGAUAAUGCAUAAACAUCAGCUGAAUCUGGGUGGUCUAGGAGUCUGCACUCCCAUUAUAAACCUGUAUAAUUUUCUUCAAUUAUAAACCUGAGCAAUAAGCAUUUUGUUGGAGUAUACCUCAAGUACUUGUGGGAGUCUUUACCUGUGGAUAGUGGCCCAUGACAGGCUGCAGAACCCGCUCCAUGUCUUGUAUUGGGCAGCUCUGGUCGUAUGAAACUCCCAAAGUAAUUGUGGUGAAGAAUCGUCGCCUAGGGACCAUCUAUAGGCUUCUGCAACUUCUCAUCAUUGUGUAUUUUGUCUGGUAUGUAUUUGUGGUACAGAAGGGGUACCAAGCACAAGAAACAGGCCCAGAAAGUGCAGUCAUCACAAAGGUAAAAGGGGUCUCUACCUCCAAGGGCCCCAGAGGUAUAAAGAAGAUUUGGGAUGUAGCUGAGUAUGUGAAGCCUCCAGAGGGGGGCAGCGUUUUCACCAUUAUUACCAGGAUAGAAAGCACCAAGCUACAGACCAUGGGAACUUGCCCAGAGAGUAGGACUGUACCUAAUGCUUUGUGUGUCUCUGAUGAGGACUGUAACCGCGGAGAGAUGCAUAUACUUGGGAACGGGGAGCAGACAGGACGCUGUAUCAUUGCUGGACGUGGAUCACUUAGAACCUGUGAGAUCUUUGCCUGGUGCCCCCUGGAAGAUGAAACAGCGAUCAGUGAAUCCCUCCAGGAUUAUGUACAAAACUUUACCAUAUUAAUCAAGAACAACAUCCAUUUCCCUCAGUUUGGAUUUUCCAAGGGAAAUAUAGAGGACCAGGGCUUCCUAAGGAACUGCACUUACCACCCGGUUCUGUCUCCUUCCUGUCCCAUAUUCACUGUGGGUUUUAUUGUGAGUGAGGCUGGAGCAAAUUUCACAGAGCUGGCAAAAAAGGGGGGAAUUAUUGGAGUCAUCAUCAACUGGAACUGUAACCUGGAUUUGCACCCUUCUAAAUGCCGACCUGAAUACUCAUUUAGGCGCCUUGAUUUGCAGAAUAAAAUAUCUUCUGGAUACAAUUACAGGUUUGCCAAGUAUUACAACAACAAUGGCACAGAGACCCGGACCCUUAUUAAAGUAUAUGGGAUUCGAAUUGACGUAAUAGUGCACGGCCAGGCUGGAAAGUUUAGUCUUAUUCCCACCAUCAUUAACCUGGCCACGGCCCUAACAUCCAUUGGCGUUGGAUCUGUGCUCUGUGACUGGAUUUUACUGACCUUCAUGAACAAAGACCACACGUACAGCCUUCGCAAAUUUGAUGAGGUCUGGAAGUUGGAGGAUGGAACUACAACAGCAGUUACCACUGUCAGCUCUUUGCAGGAGUCUUCUUGUAUCCCUGGUUCUCCCUGCACCUUCGAUGAGCCUGUCUACAAGGACAAGGGCCCUGCAAUGGAAUUUACAAUCAUACAAGAUCGACUGGGGCAAGAACAUCGAGAUGGUAUAUUACCCCCACCCGGAAGCUGAUAUUUUCACUGUCCUUCUCUUAAGCCUGAAACUCAAAAUAAUAUAAAGUAAGAUCAUUAGGACAAGACUUGUGAAUAUCUGUAGUCUGUAUAACUGCAAACAGAAUAAGUGCAGAGCAGAGAAAGGGAAAUCUUAAACACUGAGUUGAAAUGAAGAGAUUUUUCCUCUAAAGUUAAUUCUAGGUCUGCAUGAACCAGCUUAAGCAAAUGGUAUUAACUGAGCUCUUACACAUGAGAUUUUUGUCCAGCCAGAGCUGUUCUGCAUUAUGAGACUACAGCUUGGCGCUACAGGUCAU
Molecule: messenger RNA, 2028 nt
Organism: Xenopus laevis (African clawed frog)
Lineage: Eukaryota; Metazoa; Chordata; Amphibia; Anura; Pipidae
Gene: p2rx2.L
Product: purinergic receptor P2X, ligand gated ion channel, 2 L homeolog
Exons: 12
Coding region: 417-1733 (438 amino acids)
Biological process (GO): purinergic nucleotide receptor signaling pathway; response to ATP; monoatomic ion transport
Cellular component (GO): plasma membrane; signaling receptor complex; membrane
Molecular function (GO): extracellularly ATP-gated monoatomic cation channel activity; ATP binding; purinergic nucleotide receptor activity
Source: RefSeq, a predicted model, not a curated record